CGCAGAUAAAAUUAUGGAAACCAACCAAAUUGCAUCAUUUUCCCAUUUCAUUGGCCUUAUAAUCUCUCUCGGACCUAAGUUAUUUACAUCUUGUUUGAGGUUGACUUUCCAUGGCUUCAGCUUCUUCCAGUGCACUAUCAAUCCCUUCCUCAUCCACCCUCGUGGAUGCCAAGGCUCCUCGUCAAACAACCACCGCAUCACCACCGUGUGUGACUCUUCCUACGCUUCCUCCCCCACCGGUUCAGUCCCAAAGUCGUGCCUGGAAGACCACUGCUUACUGUCGCAAGAUUGCUCGGAACGUGAUGGCUAUGGCCACAGGGGAGGCUCUCGCCACCCGUGAAGCUCCAGCGGAACUUGCACCAGUUGAGCUGCCAGAGUUUAUCAAGACAUUACAAGAAACCUGGGACAAAGUUGAGGACAAGUAUGCGGUCAGUACAGUUGCUGUAUCAGGUUUGGUGGCCGUCGUCGGUUCCGCUGGAUUGGUCUCGGCAAUUGAUAGGCUUCCUUUGAUUCCCGGAUUUCUGGAGGCCGUGGGUAUCGGCUACAGUGGGUACUUUGCAUACAAGCACCUUCUUUUCAAGCCAGACAGGGACGCCAUGCUAAAGAAAGUAAAGGAGACAUACAAGGAAAUAAUUGGAAUUAGCUAGAGGAAAAUGCUUAAGAAAAUAAUGCUGUUGAGAUGAGGUGAUGACAUGAAAAUCUGAAGCCCCAUAAUUGCAGCAUCAACAACUGCUCUUUGCUUAUAAACUUUACUUUGUCAGCACAAAAUUCUAACAAAAGUAAAUCAAUGUAUUGUGGUCU
Molecule: messenger RNA, 801 nt
Organism: Hibiscus syriacus
Lineage: Eukaryota; Viridiplantae; Streptophyta; Magnoliopsida; Malvales; Malvaceae
Product: protein CURVATURE THYLAKOID 1B, chloroplastic-like
Exons: 6
Coding region: 111-647 (178 amino acids)
Cellular component (GO): chloroplast thylakoid membrane; thylakoid
Source: RefSeq, a predicted model, not a curated record